Cercopithifilaria johnstoni is the source of this 306-nucleotide messenger RNA. The record is from the annotation of a GenBank genome assembly. Lineage: Eukaryota; Metazoa; Nematoda; Chromadorea; Rhabditida; Onchocercidae.
AUGUGGGUUCAUGAAGAAAUAGUAAAUGGAAUUAAACUUACUGAAAUUAUCAAUACAGAACAUGAAAAUGUUAGAUAUUUGCCGGGUGAUUUCAUGGCAACAUGUACUUCUGGGCGUAAUCGUAAAAUAUACGAAGCAUUUAUUAAAACCAAAAAAUCGAUCCAGGAGUUGGAACAAGAAAUGCUGAAUGGACAAAGUUUUCAAGAUCCAGCAACUGCUGAAGCAAUCUUUGUGAUGCUAAAAAAGCAUAAUAUGAUAUCGAGAUUUCCGAUAUCAUACUGUGCUUUCUUAACAUCACUUUUUUAA